Molecule: messenger RNA, 1674 nt
Organism: Ostertagia ostertagi
Lineage: Eukaryota; Metazoa; Nematoda; Chromadorea; Rhabditida; Trichostrongylidae
Source: the annotation of a GenBank genome assembly
AUGGAUUUGAUUUGGUUGGAAAUCCUUAUCGCAAUGAUUGGUGAACAGUUCGGCGAGGACAUGGAGCUCAUUUGUGGCUUAGUUUGUAACGUUCGUGGCAAAGGAAGCAAGAUCAGUAUGUGGACAAAAGACUGGAGUGCAGAGGAAGGAAACAUGAGGAUUGGACAAGUUCUGAAGAAUAAACUUCUCGGGGCAGAAGUUCCUGCUGGUUGCACGACCCCGCUGUUUGACUGGUUAAAGUACGAGGAUCACGACAGUUGUCAGAAAAAGAGCGGAAGUACUGUCAAGGCGCAAGAACGAGCUGCCAAGCAAGCUAUGGCCGAGAAGGCGAAGGAAUUCAAACGAAUGCAGAAGGAGGCUCUCAGCAAGGGUCUCAAGCCAGGUACAAACUUCACAUCGUCGGCUACCGGAAUAUCGUCGUCAUCAACACCGUUAACUGCCAUUCCUGAGUAUUGCCGGUCAAACGACGAAAAGGAAAUCCUAGCGCAUGAUUUUGACUUGAUCUUCGCUUUCGACGAAGUUGUCACACUCGGCUAUAGAGAAAGUGUGAAUCUGGCGCAGAUUCGUACAUUCACAGAGAUGGACUCGCAUGAAGAGCGUGUAUUUCUUCAGAUUAAAGAGGCGCAAGAACGAGCUGCCAAGCAAGCUAUGGCCGAGAAGGCGAAGGAAUUCAAACGAAUGCAGAAGGAGGCUCUCAGCAAGGGUCUCAAGCCAGGUACAAACUUCACAUCGUCGGCUACCGGAAUAUCGUCGUCAUCAACACCGUUAACUGCCGUACAGGAGCCUGCUGCGCCUAGGCAAAGUGCUCCUUCGUCAAGAGCUGGAGGAGGAAAGGCUUUGAAACUUGGAGCGAAGACUAGAGAUGAGGAUGUUUUCCUGCAACAACUUCGCCAAGAGGGACAAGCCAUUGUAGCAGUGGAAAAAACAUCGCGCGAUCAAGGAGGAUCGUCAGCAGCUGUUGCUCCAAUAUCUAAUGUGAAACGCGAGGCAGUGCAUGUGCGUACCGAGGAGAAGAUGGUAGCCACAAUUCUUGGAGUAGUUUCGCUAUCGGUAUCAUCGCCGGAAUUCAACACAGUUGCUGUUCAAAUGCAUAAUAAAGCCCCAGCGGGAGCGCAGCUGCAGGUGCAUCCCAAUCUUGAUAAAAAGGAGUGGCAGGCUACUCACAUGCUCAAACUGAAGUCUACCGGGAAACCGUUCCCAGUCAACAACGAUGUGGGCGUACUGAAGUGGAAAAUGGUACUCACCGAAGAGGAACAACUUCCUAUUGCUUUGAACUGCUGGCCACAAGAGUCUGCUGAUGGUUGUCAAGUAAACAUUGAGUACACAUUGCAAAGAGAAGAUCUGUCUUUGGAGAACGUAAUCAUCACAGUACCACUGCCUGCUGCUACUGUUCCUGUAGUAUCCGACUGCGAAGGUUCAUACGAGUAUCAAAAGAGCCGCAAUCAACUUGUAUGGACAAUGCCAGUGAUCGACAGCACUAAUUCAACUGGAACUCUGGAAUUCACUGUGCCAAACGGCCACGCCGACCACUUCUUCCCAGUUCAUGUCCGCUUCCACACCGAAAAAUUGUACUGCGACAUUGGGGUGGACGCGGUUCAAACGAUUGAUGGCAGUUCGGCGGUACCAUUCUCUGUUGAAACCCGCUUGAUUACUGAGAAGUACGAGGUAGUGUGA